Messenger RNA from Durio zibethinus, 2044 nucleotides. RefSeq names its product MLO-like protein 6. NCBI's taxonomy places the organism in Eukaryota, Viridiplantae, Streptophyta, Magnoliopsida, Malvales, Malvaceae. Gene Ontology annotation, cellular component: membrane. The record is from RefSeq and is a predicted model, not a curated record. Gene Ontology annotation, biological process: defense response.
UUCAAUCUGGGUAACACAUUUUAAAAAGGGUUUAUCAGAAGUUUGAAGUUGGAAAAGCAAACAUGGCUGGAGGAAGUGAAGGAAGGUCUUUGGAGGAAACACCAACAUGGGCUGUUGCUGUAGUUUGUUUUGUUUUGGUUCUGAUUUCAAUAAUCAUUGAACAUAUAAUCCAUCUGAUAGGAAAGUGGUUAAAGAAGAAACAUAAACGAGCACUUUAUGAAGCACUUGAAAAGAUUAAGUCAGAGCUUAUGUUGCUGGGAUUUAUAUCCUUGCUCCUAACAGUAGGACAAGGUUUAAUAUCAAAUAUAUGCAUAUCAGAGAAAGUUGGAAAUACUUGGCAUCCAUGUAAUAAGAAACAAGAGAAAACUAAUGGAGUUGAUCAAGAUAGCAGGCAUCGCCGCAGACUUCUGACAAUAUCGGAUACCGGUAGAGUUUUCCGGCGUUCAUUAGCCGGAGCCUCAGAUGACAGAUGUGCAGCUCAGGGUAAAGUGCCAUUUGUUUCUUCGAAUGGUAUCCACCAACUCCACAUUUUCAUUUUCGUGCUAGCUGUUUUUCAUGUCCUUUACUGUAUUCUUACAAUGGCAUUGGGCAGAGCCAAGAUGAGAAGUUGGAAGAAAUGGGAAAAGGAAAGUAGAACUAGCGAAUACCAGUUCUCACACGAUCCGGAACGAUUCAGAUUUGCAAGGGAAACAUCCUUUGGAAGAAGGCAUUUGCGAUUUUGGACCAAAACCCCAGUUCUUAUGUGGACUGUUUGUUUCUUUAGACAAUUUGUUAGGUCAGUCCCUAAAGUUGAUUACGUGACCCUCCGACAUGGAUUUAUCAUGGCACAUUUGGCACCCCAAAGCCAAACCAUGUUUGAUUUCCAAAAAUACAUAAAUAGAUCAUUGGAAGAAGAUUUCAAAGUUGUUGUAGGAAUCAGUCCUCCAAUAUGGUUUUCUGCUGUACUCUUCCUACUCUUUAACACACAUGGAUGGUAUUCGUAUCUGUGGCUGCCAUUUAUCCCUUUGAUUAUCAUCCUGCUAGUGGGAACAAAGCUGCAGGUGAUCAUAACCAAAAUGGGGAUAAGAAUUCAGGAGAGAGGAGAGGUGGUGAGAGGAGUGCCUGUCGUUCAGCCUGGUGAUGACCUUUUCUGGUUCAACCGCCCCCGAUUCAUUCUCUUUCUUAUCAACUUCGUUCUUUUCCAGAAUGCUUUCCAGCUUGCAUUCUUUGCAUGGACUUGGUAUGAUUUUGGACUAAAAUCUUGCUUCCAUAAGCAUGUGGAAGAUAUAGUCAUCAGAAUUACAAUGGGGGUCCUCGUUCAAAUUCUUUGCAGCUACGUCACUCUUCCUCUUUACGCCCUUGUUACACAGAUGGGUUCGAACAUGAAACCAACCAUUUUCAACGAAAGGGUAGCCACAGCUCUAAGGAAUUGGCACCACAUGGCUAAGAAACACCUCAAACAAAACAAGGGCACUUUCUCUAGCAGACCAAACACCCCAUCACAUCACACGUCCCCGGUUCAACUCUUGAGAAGCCACCGGAGCAGCGAAAUGGACAGCCUCCAGAGGAGAUCGAAUUUUGAUAUCGAGCAAUCGGACACGGAUUGUCCGUCCCUUUCCCACCCAAAUUAUGGUGAUGGUUCAUCGUCUAACCACCGUAAUAUGAUUGAACAAAUUGAUGAAGUUGACUAUGAUAAAGACUUAAACGAACCGAAUUCAAGUAAACAAUGCAAACGAACGCAACACGAGAUCAACAUCGAUCGAAAAGAAUUCUCAAUUGAUAGAAGAGCAAGUAUAUAAACAUACAUUUGGGAUUUAAAUUAGAUGGUAACGUAUUAUAUACCAUGUUCAGAGUCGCACUCCUAGCUCAUCCCGUGUUGCGUUGAGUUUGGCAUGAGGAUGAUCAAAAUCAAAAUCUUGUUUUUGAUACAAAGGAUAAAAUUAAGAUGCAUUUGAAUACUCGAUUUAGUAUUUCAAUGUUAAGUACAUAUAUUCUUAGUUCAAAGAAUAAGUUUAAAUCUUUUUCUGAAGAAAAUUUAAAAAAAAGAAAAGAAAUAUAACUUGAA